AUAUGCAACAAAAUGUCGGCUGCUGCCGUUUUGCGAAGAAGCCUUCCACUGAUAUGCUCUCGCUGCAGAAGAUCUUACAGCGGCCCAGACGGAGAUAUUUUUCUGCCAGCAGCUCUCAGCAAAGUGGACCCUGUCCAGAAUGCUCCGCUGGUGCAGGCGUACUUUACUAAUGGGUUCAUGAUUAGCGGGGCUAGGGUGAUGGGCUCGGUGGCUCUGCUGCCUAGAGGCAUGCUCCACUGGAGAGUGGCUAGCAAGGAUGAUUUGACGCCCGAAAGCUUCUCUCUCUUCCACUUAGUCGAACCAAAGAUUGAUGUGGUAGUCUUGGGGACGGGGUCAAAGGUGGAGAGGGUGGACCCUGCAAUCAGGAGCUAUCUCCAGAGAAAGGGAAUAAGUCUUGAGAUCCAAGACACUCCAAAUGCCUGUGCUACUUUCAACUUCCUCCUUGACGAGGGGAGACUGGCAGGGGCUGCCCUAAUUCCCCCCGACUACGUGCCACCUUGACAACCAAACAACCAACACUCACCAGUCUAAUGCCAAUCUGCAAUACUGAAACUGCCAUCACCUGCAAUAUACUGUGUUGUGUGUGUGUGUGUGUGCGCAUUCCGCAGUAACUUUACUCAACAACCAUGCCUGUCUGUACCACACACGAAUGUGUCAAAAUGUUAUGAAACACGACUAUUCCGUCUUUGUCGUGAUCACUCCAAGUCUUCUCAGAAGUCCCUGGACUCUAACUGGGAGACGCCCGGCUAAAAAUAGCAACAGUUCUCUCUCGGUUGUCAUGACAACGACGAUCACGGUUCCCAUGGUGACGGCUCCAAUGCUGACGUGGAGGAGUCUGUACUCCCACCCUUGAUCACAGCACAGGAAAUACUGGGGGGAGAGUGUAGAGAGAGAGAAGAUUGAGGAGAGGAGGAUGGGACCUUUACUACAUAGACUCCGCCGAGAAGAUAGCUUAGAUAAAAGGUUCAAGGUUCAUUUUCUGUGGUUUCAUGUAACAAAGAAAAAGUGUGCCAUCUGAGUGUGCAACACAGCAG
Geodia barretti is the source of this 1034-nucleotide messenger RNA. Lineage: Eukaryota; Metazoa; Porifera; Demospongiae; Tetractinellida; Geodiidae. The record is from the annotation of a GenBank genome assembly.